AGGGGGUAAAGUGAUAUCGAGCCAAAGUAAAAGGGCGGAAAGUGGAAUAUAAUUUACCCAUAAAUAAACUACAAAUUUGGGGAGAGGAGCCGACAACCAGUGAACUGUAUCUGCAGAGUACUACAGACUACAGACACAAAACACAUUAUAAAAUGGCUAACCUAUUGAACUGCAGUCUUCUCCUUUUCUUCCUCCUCACCCUCUCUUUAUCUCCGCCGUCCGCCGCCGAGCCUCCGCCGCAGCCGCCGUCCACCGCGUGCAAAACGACCCUGUACCCGAAGCUAUGCCUCUCCAUACUGUCCGCAUUCCGGCAGUCCCCAUCAAAUCCGGACAACUACGGAAAGUUCUCCGUGAAACAGUGCAUGAAACACGCCCGCAGGUUGUCCGACACCAUCUCCCGUUUCCUCUCCACCAACACGAAGGAGAAGUCCCUGAUGGGCUACGCGGAGAUCGCCGCGCUCGACGACUGCCGCCACCUCCAGCAGCUCAACGUCGACUACUUGGGCCUCAUCUCCGGCGACCUCAAAUCUCCGCCGGGAAAUAUGAGCGACGUGCUGGUCGACGGAGUUCGGAGCUUGCUGAGCGCCGUCGUGACGAACCACCAGACGUGCUACGACGGCCUGGCGGAUGCUGGCAGCGGGAUGGCGGACGCGCUGGCUGCGCCGCUUGGAGAUGCGGCGGCGAUGUACAGUGUUGCGCUUGGGUUGGUGGCGCAUGCAUUGGGACGCGGAGGAGGGAGGAGGAGGUGGGGCGGCGGCGGCGGUUAUGGAAAUUAUUUGAGUUGCUUACCAAAUUUCAACACGUAUAAUUAUAUUCAUUAAAAAGAGAGGGUUAACACAUUGUUAUAUGUUUGGAAACAGGUUUUGCUAGUGCCAAAAUUAGGAUCUAAGAAGGCAACACAUCGACUUCUAGGACAAGUAUUAACGGAAAGUGGAAUUCGUAUUAACAACACCGUCACAGUUAGCCCUUACGGUGGGGCCAACUUUUCAUCGAUAAACGAAGCGGUUGCAUUCGCGCCUAAUAACUCGGUAGUUGAUGAUGGCUACUUCGUCAUUUACGCGAGACAAGGUUACUACCAAGAGUACAUUGUCGUGCCCAAAAACAAGAAAAAUAUUAUGUUAAUUGGAGAUGGGAUCAACGCUACUGUCAUUACGGGAAACCGUAACGUUAUCGAUGGCUGGACUACCUUCAACUCCGCUACUUUCGCCGUCUACGGCGAACGCUUCGUCGCGAUCGACAUAACAUUCCAAAACACGGCGGGCCCACAGAAGCACCAAGCAGUGGCCGUGAGGAACACCGCAGACCUCUCCACAUUCUACCGCUGCUCCUUCGAGGGCUACCAAGACACGCUCUACGUGCACUCCCUCCGACAAUUCUACCGAGACUGCAACGUGUACGGCACGGUCGACUUCAUAUUCGGCAACGCGGCCGCCGUGUUCCAAAACUGCAACCUCUUCGCCCGAAACCCGAUGCCCAAUCAAAAAAUCGCAUUCACUGCACAAGGCCGAACCGAUCCGAAUCAAAACACCGGGAUAUCCAUCCACAACUGCAGUAUCCUUCGAGCUAGUAGUACGUCACCGGAUUAUUAUAAUUCGAAUUAUUCUAUUAGUUAUAAUUAUCUCGGUAGGCCUUGGAAAGAGUACUCGAGAACGGUGUACAUGCAAUCGUACAUAGGGGAUUUGAUCGACCCGAUCGGAUGGUUGGAGUGGAACGGGACUUACGGAAUAGAUACGCUUUAUUACGGGGAGUAUGGGAAUUACGGUCCGGGUGCUGGGACGAGUAUGAGGGUGACGUGGCAUGGUUACAAUGUGAUGAAUGCUUCUCAAGCUUUGAACUUCACUGUGUAUAAUUUCACCAUGGGAGAUGCUUGGUUGCCUUUUACUAGUAUACCUUUCUCUGCAGGAUUGUUGGAGUGAUUUUAAUAUAUAGCUUUGCUAGUUAGCG
Erythranthe guttata (spotted monkey flower) is the source of this 1944-nucleotide messenger RNA. NCBI's taxonomy places the organism in Eukaryota, Viridiplantae, Streptophyta, Magnoliopsida, Lamiales, Phrymaceae. The record is from RefSeq and is a predicted model, not a curated record.